ACACACACACACACACACACACGCUCGUAAAAGUAUCAAGUUUCUCUGCAAGGAGACACCGGAAGCCAGCAAAAGUGGAGAGUGAUCAUUCUAAGCCCCCCUGCCCCCGGCCACAUCACAUCAAAUCCUUUAACAUAUUAUCCACAAAUAAAAAGUAAAAUGUCACCGAAGCCACUCAUUAAAUAUAACGUAUGUGUGACUUUAUUUGCAAAUCAGCAGCUGACUCGUUGAUAGAAUGGCUGCAUUUUGCGGCAUUUAUUUAAACACACUACAUACUUUCAACUCUAUGGUUUUCCUUUCAUGAUUCAGAGCCCAUAAUAUUUUCUCCUAAAGUCUGAACUGCCUGGGUAAGCCCCAAGUCUUGGGCUUAGACUGUGAGACGUUUCCUGUCUUCUAGAAAACCAAGGCCCAGAGAAGUCAAGGCACUUGCUCAAGGUCACACAGCAAGUGAGCAUGGGAAGUGAGGGUCAAGCUAGGGUCUUGUGGAUUUCUUAGGCUUAUGAUGAGGAAAUUGGUACUCAGAAAGGCGAAGGGUAUUGAUUAAGGCAAGCCGGGAGAUCAUGCCAGGCUUUUGGCUGCCAAAUCCCCAAGGCUCCAGAUCCUAUUUCAGUGCCUCUUACUUAGGAGAGUCCCAAAAGCUCAAGGUUUGCAGGAGCUUUGAUGGAGGAAUGUCAGGCAGGCGAGCAGAUCUUGUGGCCACCAUCCCUCACAGUUGUCCAUCCCCCCUUCUAGAACCCUCUGUUGGUGGAGGCUGAGAAGAAGGUCUCCUACAACUGCUGCAGCCAGGGCACCAUCUGCCUCCAAAUCCAGAUGGAAAAGAACACUUUUACGCCAGGGGAGAGGGUCAUUUUCACCACGGAGAUCCACAACCAGACCAGCAAGUGCAUCAAGACGGUCACCUUCGCCCUCUACAUCCACGUGCAAUAUGAGGGCUUCACCCCCAGUGCGGAGCGGCGGUCUCGGGUGGACAGCAGUGAGCUGCUCCGGCAGGAGGCCAACACUCAGAUCACGCCCUUCAACACCACCAAGAUCGUCAGCACCCUCAACCUCCCGCAGGUGCUGUCCGUGAGCAGCGGCAUGCGGGACGGCGAGAUCAUGAGUACCCACUACGAGCUGGUCAGCACAGUCCACCUGCCUUGGUCCCUGACCAGUGUGAAGGCCAAGGUUCCCAUCAUCAUCACCAGUGCCCCUGUGGACCCAGACAGCUGCCCACGGCUGGAGGGGGCAGCAUCUCCCAAGAGCCAGGAGUGCCAGAAUUAAGUGCCCAAACUUCUAAAUAUUAAAAGCUUUAUCAGACUCUA
This is a messenger RNA of Leptonychotes weddellii (Weddell seal), 1301 nucleotides long. Lineage: Eukaryota; Metazoa; Chordata; Mammalia; Carnivora; Phocidae. The record is from RefSeq and is a predicted model, not a curated record.